AAGUCGUUGUAUUUACCGACAGUCGCAGUUCAGUUCUUCCUUGAGACACUCAGAACCCCAAACCGCAGUAUCAUUCCAUUUCUCUUCGUUCAUUUCCUAAACCAAAUUCCGCGCAUAAGGAUGGGAAAUCCCAAAAGACCAUCGGUGAAUGCUAAUUCUACGAGUGAAGAGCUGCACGCAGCAGCUCGAUCGGGGGACCUGAAGGCCGUGCAGACAAUUUGCAGUACGAAUCCUCUAGCCGUAAACUCCCGUGACAAGCACUCCCGUACACCAUUACAUCUAGCCGCAUGGUCUGGGCAUGCAGAGGUGGUAAAUUUUCUGUGCAAGAAUAAGGCAGACAUAGGUGCUGCUGCCAUGGAUGACAUGGGUGCAAUUCACUUUGCUGCUCAAAAGGGCCAUCUGGAAGUAAUCAAGAUUCUUCAUACAGCUGGAAUUUCCGUCAAAUCCUUUAACAGAAAGGGCAUGACUGCUCUUCACUUUGCUGCUCAAGGGUCUCACCUCGAAAUUGUCAAGUAUUUAGUGAAGAAAGGUGCAAAUACGGAAUCCAAGAAUAAGGCUGGGAAAACCCCUUUUGAUCUUGCAAGCAGUGAAGAAGUGUGCUCAUUUUUAGCUGAAUGUAGAACUGUAUCUGGUAAACCAGUUAUCGAUGGUCUAGAAAAAGAUGAAAAGGCUGAACCGAAGUCACCGCAAAAGGAAAAAAUAGAAGGAUCUGAUGGUGAGGCUGCUUCGCGUGGAGAUGAAGAAGCUGAAGAGGGUGAAGAUGAAUUAGUGAAAAGAAAAGGUGAUAUAGAGGAUAUCAAGGAUAACCAACCUGAGACCAAGAAGUCGAAGGUUGCUCUUAAUCAUCUUUUAGCUGCAGAUGAUGUGCAGGAAGAAGAUGAUUUCUAAACAUUUUAAUGAUGGAAACAUUUGCUGUGUAUUUCCUUCACUUAUGAUGCAAUAUAUACUAACUGAUGUUUAGUGUUAGAAAACUUAUCUUCUAUUUUUAGAACUUUUGAUGAUGUACUCAGUUCACUUGAAAGUUGGAUGGCUUUGAAACUAACUGCAGAGCUUUACUAGUAUAUCUGACGUUUAUAACUGCUACAAAAUAUUCAAUGUUCUACAGUUAUAUU
Molecule: messenger RNA, 1112 nt
Organism: Olea europaea var. sylvestris
Lineage: Eukaryota; Viridiplantae; Streptophyta; Magnoliopsida; Lamiales; Oleaceae
Product: tankyrase-1
Exons: 2
Coding region: 121-888 (255 amino acids)
Biological process (GO): positive regulation of transcription by RNA polymerase II
Cellular component (GO): nucleus
Molecular function (GO): protein binding; transcription cis-regulatory region binding
Source: RefSeq, a predicted model, not a curated record